CCAUAAAUCAAAAUGUCCGAUUCCACAUAACUCUCAUCUUUCCUGAGUUUCACAGAGCCUGUACGUCUAUCAUCUACAACAAAGGAUCAUCCCGGCAGACGCCAUUUUCGUCACAUGCCGGUAUUUCUCUGACACUGUUAUCAAAUGCUCAUGGGCACCUAUGGCUUCAGGGGCUACAAAACUGAAAGAAAUUCAAAUCGCGGUUCUCGGUGUGCCGAAUACGGGCAAGAGGUGCAUUGUUGAGGGCGUAAGCUUCGAAUCUCGCCAUUUUGCCACACCCCAAGCAUUGCUGAUGUGCCAUACUACCGGUUCGUCUGGUCCUUUUACUCUGCAGGACCCCAAUAUGAUCCCUUCGGUAUGCGUCCGAGAAAACAACGCAUUGUCGCUGGUGAGCACUGCUUGAUCGAUAUCGACAAGAUCCAGGGUGGAUGGGCUUCAAGCGAAGAGGCGCUCAAUGAUUUGUUCAGAGCUACAACCACUCACUCAGAUGUGCUCAUGCUUGUUUUUGAUGUGGGAAAUCGAGAAACGCUAGUCAAGCUUGUGAACAACUAUCCGGCCAUUCAACGCUUCUUAGAUAGCGCGGAUCGCUGCCGUCAUGUCGUGAUCGUUGGUGCGAAAGCGGAUAUUCCAGUCGAGGAACGCGAAAUUAGCGUGGAAAAGGGCAUGCAGGUUGCAGCCAAAGUGGGUGCGAUGUAUCGGGAGUGUUCGGCGAAGGAGAGGAUCGGGGUGGAGGAACUUGUGGACGAUGUUGCCAAGGUAGUGCUGGCGGAGAGGGAGAGGCUGCGAGUGCUGGCACUGAAGGAUGGAAACGAAGAUCUAACAGACGUGAGUGGAAAAUAUGGGGAUAGGUUCUGGCAGAGGUUUCAAGGAUGGCUGAAACUAGAGAGUGCAAGGCGCAAGUAAGUAAGUACCAUUCAGUAAAUGAGACAGCAAGGUUCUGGGUCAAAGCACUACUUCAGUCGAAACUUUUAAGAAUAGGUGCAAAGGAGAGCACGUAUGCCCUAGAGAGGUUUAUACAGUUUCAAAGUAAUUAAAAUAAAAGCCGUACUAAAGCCUUAUAAGAAAUGGAGAACAAGCACGCUCUACCUGGGUAUUGACUGCGGAGACCCCUAGAGGAGCGGAAGAGACAAAAAGAAAAUCCUAGAGCUGGGAAGAUGAAGAACAGCAUCUAUACGAGUUGAGUUCCCAACUUUCUUUAAUCAUAAGAGAUCCCCGAAGGGUCGCGCAAGACGAAGGCAAUAUAGGUGUUAAGAGUUGAGGCUAGUAAAGGUGACCAUAGGCUUUGCACUAUGCGCCUCAUGUAUCUUAUCGAAGGGCGUCUGUGUAUAGCUGGCACGAAAGAGAGGAAAAGUAACGAAAGAAUUAUCAACA
Mytilinidion resinicola is the source of this 1371-nucleotide messenger RNA. RefSeq lists its product as uncharacterized. The transcript has a single exon. Lineage: Eukaryota; Fungi; Ascomycota; Dothideomycetes; Mytilinidiales; Mytilinidiaceae. The coding region runs from base 358 to 903 and encodes 181 amino acids. Gene Ontology annotation, biological process: signal transduction. The record is from RefSeq and is a predicted model, not a curated record. Gene Ontology annotation, molecular function: GDP binding; GTPase activity; GTP binding. Gene Ontology annotation, cellular component: plasma membrane.